AUGACUGAUUGCAAACCUCUUUCCACUCCAAUACCUGUUUCAAAAUCACUUGUUACCUCUACAGAUUUGUAUGAUGAUCCUACACAGUAUCGGAGUUUGGCUGGAGCUCUUCAAGAGUUGCAUGCAUUCUCGGACUCAGACUGGGCUGGCUGCCCUGAGGAUCGUAAGUCAACCAAUGGUUAUGCUGCUUUUCUUGGGUUAAAUCUUGUAUCUUGGGUAUGCAAGAAGCAAAGAACUGUUGCAAGAUCCUCUACGGAGGUUGCAUACAAGGGUUUAGCUGAUGUUUGUGCUGAGAUAAUCUGGGUUCUCUCCCUCUUACGUGAGAUUGGCGUCACUUUUCUGUUCUAA
Molecule: messenger RNA, 348 nt
Organism: Ipomoea nil (Japanese morning glory)
Lineage: Eukaryota; Viridiplantae; Streptophyta; Magnoliopsida; Solanales; Convolvulaceae
Exons: 2
Coding region: 1-348 (115 amino acids)
Source: RefSeq, a predicted model, not a curated record